Colletotrichum truncatum is the source of this 1137-nucleotide messenger RNA. RefSeq names its product pectin lyase. NCBI's taxonomy places the organism in Eukaryota, Fungi, Ascomycota, Sordariomycetes, Glomerellales, Glomerellaceae. The record is from RefSeq and is a predicted model, not a curated record. Gene Ontology annotation, molecular function: pectate lyase activity.
AUGCAGAGUUCUUUCUUCCUCUGGCUGGCGGUUACAGCCUACGGCGCCCUUCCCCAGCACAAGGGAACGCCGUAUGGCUUCGCUGCCGGCGUUACUGGCGGCGGGUCCGCUACUCCAUCGUUCCCAAAAGACGUUGCCCAGCUCAAGUCAUGGAUGGCUGACAAUGUUCCACGCGUCAUUAUGAUCGAUAAGACUUUCAAUUUCCUCGGCUCCGAGGGCACAGUAACGGAGAUGGGCUGCCGCCUGAAGAAGUCUUGCACCGCCGCUAACGGUGGUCAAGACACCAUAAAAACCAGCGGUUGCGAUUCUAACGAAACCCCCGUUCAGGUCAAGUACGACAAGGCCAGUUACCUCGGCAUGGAUGUUGGUAGCAACAAGUCUCUCGUUGGCGUAGGUAACAAGGGCGUUCUAAUCGGCAAGGGUCUCCGCUUCAAGGCUGGUGCAAAGAAUGUCAUCAUUCAGAAUAUUCACAUUGAUAACCUGAACCCCCAGUAUGUUUGGGGAGGCGACGCCAUUAGCCUGUCGGGCAAUGACGGCGUUUGGAUUGACCAUUGCAAGAUCUCGCGCACGGGACGCCAGCACUUUGUUUCCCACUAUGAGGGCUCCCGCGUGACCAUCUCCAACACCGAGUUUGACGGACGCACCGCCAACUCCCAUAGCUGCAACAGUGAUCACUACUGGACGAUUAUUAUUGGAGGAAAAGCCGACAAGAUUACCCUGGAUCGAAACUACAUCCACGACACCUCGGGCCGCGCUCCCAAGAUCGGUUCAAGCGAGGGAACUCAGGUCGUUCAAGCUGUGAACAACUGGUUCAACUAUAACACAGGACAUAACUUUGACAUCUCCAGCUCCGGACGUGUUCUCAUGGAGGGCAACCGUUGGGAGAACUCGCCGAUUCCAAUCACCACUGCCAGCAGCGCUGGCAAGAUCUUCAACCAGGUUGACGCCGCCUGUAACUCCAACCUUGGGCGGGCCUGCGAGGGGAACGCUCUCACAGCCUCCGGCUCUUUUCCUUCUCGCAAGGAUACCAUCGUUCUCCAGGAACUUGGCAAGUACAAGUCCAACCUGGUUAAGCCAAUUGUUAUUGGCAAUGUUAAAGGCACUGUCAACAGCAACUACGGCAUCGGCAGGAUCUGA